AUGCCUCCUCUGUCGGCAUACACUUCGUUUGAGUCCCUCCUGUUCUUUCAGUCUUUAGCGACUUCGGAUACCCGACCGACAAGCUUCGGAACUAUAUCAUCCCUCCUGCGCAACAACCAGCUUGUGCGCGAGAAUGUCGAUUUUGAUGCCGAUCGCCUGACCCCGGAGGCGCUGGAAGAUCUCUAUGCGACAUUGAUGCGCGAUGGAUUCAGCCGUGGUGCGCCCUUGCCUAAUGGACGUUCCUCAGACACUUCUAGUCCCCCUAAUUCGAAGAAACGAAAAAUCUCCAGUCCGCGACCAGAUGGAUUGACCGGAUUCACCCAUGCCACACUCGUCCCAGAGCUAGUGACACAUCUUUACGCCAAAUACAGAGAUCUAGUCACGAGGGAAAUUAGGGAGGAUGAGAGAAAAUACACAGAAAUCCGGGCUGAGCUAGAACGGUUACAGCAGGAGGACGCCAAAUCAGCCGCUGCAGCAGCUACGGCACCCACGCCGGUGAAGCCGAUGCCUAUUGAGGUGAAGGAUGCUGGUCUAAAGGAAGAGACGUCGCGUCCACAUGUACAAGAUCUGACUAGUCAACCUCCUGCGACAACCGCCCCGCUCGCCCAAGACACCGCGAUGCCCGAACCACAGCACAUCGCAGUAAAUGUGCCCCCUACGACAACCGAGCCUCCGAAAACACACGUCCCUCCUGUGACCCAACCUCAAGCUCCAAUUCCCCAAGCGCAAGCGCCAACGCCCAAGCCGCAAGACAUAGCUGGACAAGUACCUCAACCGCAGCCUACCACCACUCAACCACUACCAAAACCAUCUAUCCAACCUGCACUUGCUCCAGCUACCCAGAAAGCCCCUCCAACCACGCCAGCCGGAUCCCGAAUCACACCGGCUCAUCCGUCGCAAAUCGCACCCCGAGCCAAUCCUGUCCAACCUGCGCCCAUUGUUACGGGUAAACCUGGCCCGUUGGCACCGGCGCUCCAGCGGACCCCCGCUCAGCCAAGUUUCCAGCAGUGGCAACUGGAUCCUUCUCCUCACUCACCCUACCCUGCUGUCUCCCCAGGUGCUGCUACACAUCAAGCAGCUCAGGCAACUGCAAAGCGACCAGUUCCGCCACUUUCCGCCAACCCGCCUUUGCCAACGCCACCAGCACAGACUCCUCUCCAACCUAUUGUGCCACAAACACCCAGCGCUAUCCCAUCUACAGCUCACACGCCUGUCCCGAUUGGCCGCCCGCGUGUUUCUCAAACCCCGAGUGCUACAUUCCCCUCUUUCUCCGAAUCGCGCGGCUCAUAUCCACGCCUGUCAAUCGACACACAAGGUUCCUCCACACCAUGGAAGAGAACUCCUCGCCUGAGGGUCUCGGCCUCUCCAACCUCGCCGCCACGGCCACGGCCUGAGGACGUCAGUCCUAUCAGUGAACGAAGCGAAUCACCCAUUGAUGUGAUGGAAAUGUCACCUCCUCCGAGAAUCAACCUAGGCCAACGAGCUCCAUCUACAGAAGACAAGAAACCACGACGCGGCCGGGCUGACACUAAAACCACCCCCAUCAUCAAGACCGAGAAACCAGCUUCAGUUCGGAGGACGCGUGCCAUAAGUUCGGCUUCUUCCCGGAGUCGCGGGCGAUCUAUGGCUUCACGUGAUGGGUCUGUUGCGCCAUCGGAAGACACUGUACGCGAAUCCCGAGCAACGGGCCGCCGAAAGGGUGCAGCUGCUACCGCCGACGAAGAGACUCCCAAACCGCGGAUAAAACGUAAACGCGGCGCAAGCGAAGCAUUGGAAAUUGAACCACACCCUGCUGAUAUCCCGCGAUUCGACACAACUCAAUAUGUCAUGGCUACGCGCAAUUUCCACCGGACUGCGGCGCCGAUUAUGAACGAUGUAGCCACUCACAAGCUUGCGUCCAUAUUUGCCAAGCCAAUCAGUGAGCGUGACGCCCCGGGCUACCACGAUCUCAUCUAUCGUCCAUCUGACCUCAAGUCAAUCAAGUCUGCCAUCCACCAGGGUAGCAAAGCCGUCGCCACCGCAGGAGACUCAGCCAGCACACCAGCUGGAGAUGGAGAGUCUCCCGUUCCUGGUGGCACACCCUCCUCCAAAGGCGGCAUCCUCAUGCUACAGAAGAGUGAGGACUUCGUACCUCCCAAGGGAAUUGUGAACUCCGCCCAACUGGAGAAAGAGUUGAUUCGCAUGUUCGCAAACGCUAUCAUGUUCAAUCCAAUUCCUCAGCGAGGAUUCGGACCCGCCUUCCCUAUGUCAAGCGACCGUGGUUCGCGUGAGAGUACUCAACUAGGUGAUUCUGACGAGGGCGGUAUCAUCCAGGAUUCGAUGGAGAUGUUUGAGGAUGUUCAGCAGGCUGUUACUCGAUGGCGGGCUGCUGAACGCACUGCUGAUGAAUUGGCUAAUAAGAAUGUCCUCUCUCUUCGACGUGGGAGUGCCAGUGAUUUCAACACUGACAGUACUGAUGAUGUGAAAGGGUGA
Molecule: messenger RNA, 2472 nt
Organism: Penicillium coprophilum
Lineage: Eukaryota; Fungi; Ascomycota; Eurotiomycetes; Eurotiales; Aspergillaceae
Exons: 1
Coding region: 1-2472 (823 amino acids)
Cellular component (GO): NuA4 histone acetyltransferase complex
Molecular function (GO): protein binding
Source: RefSeq, a predicted model, not a curated record